Molecule: messenger RNA, 693 nt
Organism: Neoarthrinium moseri
Lineage: Eukaryota; Fungi; Ascomycota; Sordariomycetes; Amphisphaeriales; Apiosporaceae
Exons: 2
Coding region: 1-693 (230 amino acids)
Source: RefSeq, a predicted model, not a curated record
AUGCUCAAGAUUGGCGCCCUUACGGCGACCAACUUCGACGCCCCCCUGGGCCCGACUGUGCCUACCGCAUGGAGCCUUCUGCCGGCUCCAAAACCUGUGCCAGAUUUUAGCCGCAUUGUAAAUCGUCAAUCUGAUCCUCAUUGGCUGCCCACGCAUCUCUCUGGAGAGAUACUUGAUGUGACCAAGCGUCUACUCUUCCUCCACCCGCGUGGUAGCCAUCGCGUCGACGACAUUUGUGAUGCGUGGAGUGGCUGCAUCGGCUGCCCAGACGAGCGUAUGGACGCGACCUAUCUGGCUCUGAUGACGGACAUUAUUCCGUCCAUGUCCGGUACCCUCCUUCGCAACGGUGGGCUAUACGAUGCACACAGACUCUUCGCAGAGAUGGAGAAGUGGGCGGAGGGUCACCCUGGCGUCCCAGCCCCGAUGACCAACUCGGUCGCCGAAGCUAUGCAGGCAAUGACUCAUAACCAAACGGUGGUGCUAGACAUUGAGUUCAAGCGGUGUGUUCCCAAGGAGGGCCUUGAGUGGGUAUUCACUCGCACCGCCACAAAGAUGCUUCAUGAAGGAAGGAUGGAUUUGGACAUCACGAUUUGCAAUGCGGAAAUGGAGUUGGUUUGCACCGCACACCAGAUUGUCAUGGUUCUCGAAGCGCAGAGGAAGUUUCGACGCAAGAAGCCAGAGGCAUCAUUGUAG